Molecule: messenger RNA, 2535 nt
Organism: Megalobrama amblycephala (Wuchang bream)
Lineage: Eukaryota; Metazoa; Chordata; Actinopteri; Cypriniformes; Xenocyprididae
Gene: calr3b
Product: calreticulin 3b
Exons: 9
Coding region: 97-1353 (418 amino acids)
Biological process (GO): protein folding
Cellular component (GO): endoplasmic reticulum membrane; endoplasmic reticulum
Molecular function (GO): calcium ion binding
Source: RefSeq, a predicted model, not a curated record
GCUUCUCCAGAGACACGGAUAAACCCCGAGAGCAGCAGAGCGCGAGCACGAGAGGGAGAGAGGGAGUGUGCGGGCUUAAUUCCACAAAUUAACAAAAUGCAAAUUAUUACAUUAUUCCACUUUGUUUCUGCUGCAUUAUUGGCAUUGGCAGCCAAUGCAGAGGUGUACUUUAAAGAGCAGUUUCUGGAUGGGGAUGCCUGGAAGAGUCGAUGGGUGAACUCGGAGCACAAGUCUGACUACGGGCAGUUUAAACUGACCGCUGGAAACUUCUACGGAGAUGCUGAGAAAGACAAGGGGCUGCAGACCAGUCAGGAUGCCCGUUUCUACGCCACCUCAGCCCGCUUUGACUCCUUUAGCAAUGAGGACAAACCUCUGGUGAUCCAAUUUACCGUCAAACACGAGCAGAAGAUCGACUGCGGAGGUGGAUACGUUAAAGUCUUCCCAUCUGAUCUCAACCAGGCUGACAUGCACGGAGACUCCCAGUAUUACCUCAUGUUCGGGCCUGAUAUCUGCGGCUACAGCACCAAGAAAGUUCACGUCAUCUUCAACUACAAAGGCAAGAACCACCUCAUCAAGAAAGAGAUCAAAUGCAAGGAUGAUGAAUUGACUCACUUGUACACAUUGAUCCUGAAUCCGGAUCAGACGUACGAAGUGAAGAUCGACAAUGAGAAGGUGGAGUCCGGCUCUCUGGAGGAGGACUGGGACUUCCUACCCCCAAAGAAGAUCAAGGACCCUGAAGCCAAGAAACCUGAGGACUGGGACGACCGCGCGAAGAUCGACGACGAGACGGACACCAAACCUGAGGACUGGGAUAAGCCCGAGAAUAUUCCCGAUCCUGAUGCCAAGAAGCCAGAGGACUGGGAUGAGGAUAUGGAUGGAGAGUGGGAACCUGCCAUGAUCCCAAACCCGGAGUACAAGGGUGAGUGGAAACCCAAGCAGAUCGACAACCCGAACUAUAAGGGCGUCUGGGUGCAUCCUGAAAUCGACAACCCUGAAUACUCUCCUGACUCCCAGAUCUACAAAUUCGACAACAUUGGCGUACUUGGGCUGGAUCUCUGGCAGGUGAAGUCUGGCACUAUUUUUGACAACUUCCUCAUCACCGAUGAUGUGAAGGAAGCAGAGGAUUUCGGAAAUGAAACAUGGGGCGCUACAAAGGGUCCCGAGAAGAAAAUGAAGGAGGAACAGGAUGAGAAGAAACGCAAAGAGGAGGAGGAGAAGAACAAGGAGCAGAGCACAGAAGCAGAUGAGGAUGAGGAUGAUGAAGGAGAGGGAGAAGAGGAGGAGGACGAGACAGACGAGCCUCCAGAGGAGGAGGAGGGAGAGGAGGACACGCUUCCUAAAGACGAACUGUAAAACGGGAAGCAGAUUACCGUCCACAUUCCGUGGUUGCCAGGGAAACGACUGCAGUGCAUUCAUUCUAAACGUGUCGCUCUUAGAGACGGAACUCAUGAUGUCAUACAGGGUCAAAAGGGCGACUGGAUGUUCUCAACCCAUACAUUUAAUUUGCGACCAUUAAUGAGCCAAUUAAAUCUGUUUUUGUUUGUUUGUUUGUUUUAAGAACUGUCUUUUCUUCUAUGGUACCAGGAGUCUGAUGUGUGUAACAUCUUUGAGUGCUGAUCUAUGAUCAGUUUAUUGUGCCUUUCAUGUUUGCAAAAUCGAUGCCCAAUAUUAGUUCAUGGUGUUGAUGUCAGUUAUAUUCAGUUGAUUUGAAGGAAUUGGACUGAAUUCAUGAAGUUUACAUGAAUAACAAUUAUAGUAAAUAAUGUUACUGGGAUGUUACACAGUUCACAGUUGCAAAAAUGUGAUGAACACAAAGUGCAAUGAAACGGAAUAGAAGAGGAUGGUGAUUUUUCGCCCUAUUUUUAUGGAUAAGAGAUUAAUUUGAUCACAGGCUGGGUUCCAAACAGUGGACCUUGUUUCUGAAACAUAAGCAGAACAAAAUAGUGUAAAUUGUUGCAGAAUGAGUUUCUAAACAAUAUUUAUGAACAAUCUACAUUAAUUCAUUUUGCUUGUUUUUCAUGAAUAAGGACCAAUGAAUGUUUGUACUGUAGUGCAAAAGAAAUUUACAAUGGCAUAAUGUUCCUUUGGCACUGAUGAUUUUGUUCUUUUGUUUUCUGUUACCACAGAAUAUGUGCUGUGGAUGUUAUUAAUCUCCUAAACAAGAUAUUCAGUAAAAUUCCUUUUAUUUUCCAGCUCUAUUUAUUACAACAGGAAGGUCUUGCAGUUUGAGCUUGUUUUACCUUAGAUUUUCAGUGGCAGUAACAUUUGUAGCUGAUGUAAAUCUUUUUGUUUUGUUUAAAAAAAAAAAAAAAAAAAUCAACAACCUUUUGUUACUUGAAACUAAAUUAGCUACAAUAAGGGAUGUGGUAAUAUUUGCAGCGAUUUCAAGACCGCGUUAAAAUAAACUAGUUGUCUACACACUGUGAUGUUUGAAUUGGAUUAGUACUGAAAAUCCUGUUUAGUGAUGUUAAACCACCUUUUUACAUGUUGAGAGUUGUAAUUAAUGCCAAAGUUUUAAUAAAUAACUUUAUUGUA